Molecule: messenger RNA, 1047 nt
Organism: Penicillium pulvis
Lineage: Eukaryota; Fungi; Ascomycota; Eurotiomycetes; Eurotiales; Aspergillaceae
Product: sterol desaturase family protein
Exons: 1
Coding region: 1-1047 (348 amino acids)
Biological process (GO): ergosterol biosynthetic process
Molecular function (GO): iron ion binding; C-4 methylsterol oxidase activity
Source: RefSeq, a predicted model, not a curated record
AUGUCUAGCCGAAAGGCCAACCCUCAAGACUCCAUGGUGUCUACCUGGCGCCAGGAUCAAUCUCAGUGGAGCUUCUGGCACUGGAUGAUCGAAAUCCUGGGCCUACACCUAAUCGAUCCCAAGAAAGAAGUCCCUAUAUUCUCGAAGAAAGAUAAGAUCCCCGCUAUGCGGGAGUGGACUGUCCAUCUGUGGAUUUUAUUGCACGCUGCCAUCCCACUCGCUCUGCACCACGUUUACACGGUCUACACAGGUCAUAACUUGAACCUCCUUGCCGCUUUCGCACUAUAUUCCACUUUCUUCAAAGUAAAUGGUAUCCACGAAAUGCAUAUUAUGCGUCGGCUGGGUCAGGUUUACGGCUUCUUAGAUGGCGACAAGCAUGCACGAGACGAGAUCCCGGAUGUAGGCGUGGGCAAGGUUAUUCGAGAACUCAUUUCCACUUCGACAUUCCGGAUGAUCAUGUCGAUAUUCCUGACCUACCAACCGAAUCAGACACCGACUUCGCUUCAGUGGAAGUGGCUUCCAUUGGAGAUCGGUUUAUACAGUAUUACCGUUGAUUUCUGGUUCUACUGGUAUCAUCGUCUGAUGCACUCGUCCGGACCGUUGUGGAAGUAUCACCGCAGACACCAUCUCACUAAGCAUCCGAAUCCGUUGCUAUCGGCGUACGCAGACCAUGAGCAGGAGUUCAUGGAUAUUACUGGGAUUCCGCUUUUGGCGUAUACCACGAUGAAACUUGCGGGGCUGCCGAUGGGGUUUUAUGAGUGGUGGGUUUGUUUUCAGUAUAUUGCUUUUUCGGAGUUUAUUGGGCACAGUGGGCUUCGAAUUCAUGGUGGUGCUCCAUCGACGGUGAAUUGGUUGUUGGAGGUGUUUGAUGCGGAGUUGGUUAUUGAGGAUCAUGAUCUUCACCAUCGGUAUGGGUGGAGGAAGAGUCAUAAUUAUGGGAAGCAGACUCGAUUGUGGGACAGGAUUUUUGGAACUUGUCAUGAGCGGAUUGAGAGUGUCAAGGAAAAUGUUGAUUAUACAAAUCGGGUGACUAUGCCUCUUCUGUGA